AAGCAGAUCACCAUCAGAGGGAGUCACACCAGAGAAACAUCCCAGGAGCUGCAGCAGAUCCCAGAACCGACCCUCGCAAUGGCGUUUUUUGGAUCAGCUAAAACCCAUGGAUCAAAGAGCUUCACGUCAAGGACCACCUUCUUUCUUUACACUGUGAUGUUUUUGGGGACCUGUGUGGAAGGUUGGUCUUACUACUACUCCAAUAACACCAUGAAUUGGCAAGACGCACGAACGUGGUGCCAGAAGUACUACACCGACAUGGUGGCCAUUCAGAACCAGGAGGAGAUCGCCUAUAUUAACGAUAUACUGCCCAAGAUGGAAAGAUACUACUGGAUAGGGAUCCGAAAGGUCAACAACACCUGGACCUGGGUCGGAACCAACAAGCCUCUGACAGCAGCCGCAACCAACUGGGCAAAGAAUGAACCGAAUAAUGGCAAGACUGGGAAGAAAGUCAAUCGCAAUGAAGACUGUGUGGAGAUGUACGUCAAAAGGGAGACUGAAACGGGCAAGUGGAACGAUGAGAGAUGUACAAAGAUGAAGACUGCUCUGUGCUACACAGCCGCCUGUACGAAUGACGCGUGCGAGCACGGGGAGUGUGUUGAAACCAUUAACAACCACCACUGCGAGUGCUUUGAGGGCUUCUAUGGGGACAGGUGUGAACACGCUGUUCAGUGUAAAAGAGAUGAGGUGACAAUACCACCAAAAGCAAACGUCAAUUGCUCUCACAAGCAUGGGGACUACUCGUAUGACUCCACUUGCCAGUAUUCCUGCGAGGAGGGAUACCAGCCAAGCACUCCGAGGCCCAUUGUCUGCACGGCCUCUGGGAACUGGUCAGAGCAACCUCCCUCUUGCCAAUUGGUGCAAUGUAGGAAGCUGUCUGCACCCGACAGAGGCUCCAUGGAGUGCUCCGCUCCUCUGGGCCCAUCCAGCUACCAGUCCAACUGUGUGUUUUCCUGUGAGGAGGGCUAUGAGAUGGUUGAAUCCCUGUCUAACACUUUGCAGUGCGGAGCCACGGGACGUUGGAAUGACUCACGGCCAUUUUGUGUUGCUGUGCAGUGUCCUGACCUCCAGCAGCCGGAAAAUGGAGUUGUCAGCUGCGGAGAGGAUCCAGACAUGAGAUUCAGCUAUGGGAACAGCUGCAGCUUCAGCUGUGCCCCAGGUUACCGUCUGCUGGGGUCAAGCAUGGUGACAUGCACGUCGACAGCUGCGUGGAGUGAGAGGAUGCCUCGUUGUGAAGCAAUCACCUGCCAGAAGCCUGAGGGAGCACAUCUGCUCACAGAGUGCAGCGACCCCUACAAUACGCUACAGCCAGGCUCUAUGUGCCACUUCAGCUGUCAGACAGGCUUCACACUGCAGGGGAGGCCCAUCGUCCAGUGUUCCGAAGAGGGCGAGUGGGAUGUAGCGAUACCUACCUGCACAGCGCUGCAGUGUCCCCCUCCUCUGGCACCAAUGUCUGGACAGAUCAGGUGCGAGGAGCCUUCUCGCUCUUUGGUUGCUUCUGCUGGUGCCCCCCAUCCGCUGGGCUCAGUCUGCACUUUCAGCUGUGACGAAGGCCACGAGCUCCGCGGUGUGUACGACAUGGAGUGCACACAGUCAGGCCAGUGGAGCUCUCCCCUACCGACUUGCACAGCAGUGAAAUGCCCCUCGCUGGAGGCUCCCGCCAACGGUGGUAUCAACUGUUCAGAUGCAGGGCUGGUGUACAACUCGCAGUGCUCCUUUACAUGUGACCAGCAUCACUCAUUACACGGGCACGAGGUCGUGACCUGCGAUCGCCACGGCAACUGGACGGGAGAGACACCCGAGUGUCAAGAAUCUGAGAAAGUUCUCCUGACCCCUACUGUCGUGGGUGCGAUGACAGGGGGCGCUAUCUCAUUAUCUGCACUGUCCCUGGCUGCUUGGCUGAUUAAACGACUCAAGCUGAAGGGAAACAAGUUCGAACUGAACAGCAACUCGGAGAUGGACAGCUCCACACAGGUGUACAGGAACAGCAUCGACAGCCUUAUAUAGCGCGCAGUCACAGGAAUGUCCUAUAUCUACUAGAUGCACGAGUCACGUGACGUACUCUGCAAAGAAAACGCCUGUCUAGGAACAGUGUCCCCAGCUGCGGAGGACAUUCGUCAACAGCCGCCUUCAUGUAUAUUGAUUCUGAUUCACUAGUAAGAACAAGUCCACCACCGUGAUGGUGAACGAUCCCACUCUGUCCAGCCUACCAGUCCAUACUGUGUCCUGUAGGUAAAUCCUGAAGGGGGAAAGGUGUGUGUGUGUGUGUGUGUGUGUGUGUGUGUGUGUGUGUACUGCUGAGUACUGUUGUGUUUGGAAAAGAAGCGAUUCCAUUCUUCAUCAUGGACCACACUGGUCUCCCAUGAAGGGACACAGCUUUUGUCCCAAGGGGAGUUUUAUUUUGAACAUAUUGUUCUACCGCUGUUUUUUUCUUGAACGUGCCCGUAUUUUUUUCUGAAUAUCAGCAUAUUUUUGUAGAUUUCCAAAUUCCCUACACUGUGCUGUAAUGUGUAUUAAGCUGUGAAAAUAUUUUCGGUGUACAGUUUAGAUUCAAGUAUUUAUGCACUAUUUAUUUAGUAGAUGGUUACUGCAUCAUAAUUAUGUAUAUUAAAACUUUGUAACUAUUAAAACCCUCAAUCA
Lampris incognitus (smalleye Pacific opah) is the source of this 2640-nucleotide messenger RNA. Its product is annotated as E-selectin-like. Gene Ontology annotation, biological process: cell adhesion. The transcript is spliced from 13 exons. Gene Ontology annotation, cellular component: membrane. The record is from RefSeq and is a predicted model, not a curated record. Bases 79 to 2007 code for a protein of 642 amino acids. NCBI's taxonomy places the organism in Eukaryota, Metazoa, Chordata, Actinopteri, Lampriformes, Lampridae.